CAUCAUCAUCAUCAUCGUCCUUUGCGAGAGGAUACUGGCUAUACAGUUCCGAACGCAGGAUGCUCGUGGACAUUAUGACUCUUAAAAUAACCAAAAAACACUCUCCACUUGGACUGCUCCACUCUUUCGGGCGCGAAUCUAUACGAUAUCAGCAUUACUUGGAGACAAGGGGAAAGCAAAUGAUGUGUUCCGCUGGCAAACGGAGAAGUUAGACGUCAUAUUUUUUUAAAAGUGUCUUUUCUGCAGCACCCGGAGGCACACGCGCACACUAAUGCACGUCAGACCGGUCCUUGGAGACUCUCUGGCGCUGCACAUCCAGCGAGGAGAGAGGUGCAUCGCGAUUGGCUCCCUUCCCUUCUCUCCGUCUCUCUCCCUCUCUCUCCUCAUCCUCUCGCUUCCUCUUCACCGCGCAACGGCGAGGGGUGGAGCAGGCAUGCUCGCCCCGGCCAGAGCAUCUCCUCCGAGGCGGCGUCAAACUUGACUCCACACACAGCGUGGGUGCAAGUGGACGGACAAGACAGUGCGGCGCGGACACGUCCCUUUCCCGGCGUCGUGGGCGCUCUCCGUGGUGCUGAAAGUGGAACUAGUGAGGGAAGAGGGAAGGCACGCUGAACACACUUGGCAGCUUCUUGUGGGCUGUAUGGUCCUCUGGAGUGGAGCGCAGUCCAGAACCUUCUCUCGCAAUGGCGUGGGAGGGGAUGAAGCGGAGGAUGGCAUUGGAUUCCCUGGUUGGACGGAGGUGGAGGCUGUCCUGCUUCUUCUGGUUUCUCCUGCUGUUCGGUGCUGGAAGUCUGCUUUUCUUCAUCCAGCAGCAGGACGCGCCAGGCACGGUGCCCCAGCAGGGAUACGGCAUACAGCUUCAAGGAACUCUGCAACAGUCGAGGGAGACUUUUUCGACUCAGGACAAAGAGAGAGUAAAAUCAGACAUUUACCAGGAGCACCAGACUGCCGAUGACGUCCUGCCGUGGGAGCGGGACAUGGGCUCCCAGAGUGUCUCCAAGCUGCUGAAAACAAGCCCCCCCAUCCAACGCUUCAACAACAAAACACCCACAUCUUCCUCCUCCACUUGGUCUUCAUGGUCUUGCUCAGGUUUGUCCUCCCUUCAGCACUGGAGGGAGCUCUGCAGCAUCCAGGAGCAGCGUCAACAGCUGAUGAAGAAGAUGUGCGCCAAGUACAAGAGCAGCAUCUCCAAGACCGUCAUGUCGCAACUCUUGAAUAACAUCUACGUAGAGGACAAGUCCAAGCUCCUGUACUGCCAGGUGCCCAAAGUGGGUUGCUCCAACUGGAAGCGCACCCUGAUGGUGCUGGGGGGCCAGGCCUCCGACCCUCAGGGCAUCCUGCACGAAGUGGCUCACAGCGGACGUCUGAAGACACUAAAAAGCUUUGGCCAGCAGGGGAUCGAGUGGCGCUUAAAAACGUACACCAAGGUCAUGUUUGUGCGAGAACCCUUAGAGAGGAUGGUGUCGGCCUACAGGGACAAGUUUGAGAACCCCAACGAAUACUACCACACUUUAUUUGGGAAACCCAUCAUCUCCAAGUACAGGGUCAACGCAUCUAGGUCGGCUUUGGAUUCGGGCGAUGGGGUCACCUUCCAGGAGUUUGUCCAGUACCUGCUGGACGUCCACCGGCCCGUGGGCAUGGACAUCCACUGGGAGACGGCCAACCAGCUGUGCAACCCUUGCCACAUAGACUACGACUUCAUCGGCAAGUUUGAGAACAUGGAUGAUGAGUCCAACCUUGUCCUGCGCUUGGUGGGGGCGCCGCCCAACGUAACUCUGCCCACUUUCAAGGACAGGAACCCGGCCGACAAGAGGACCUCCUCGGAGAUCACGCAGAAAUACUUUGCGCAGGUCAGCACGGCGCAGAGGCAGCGGGUUUACGAUUUCUACUACAAGGACUAUCUCAUGUUUAACUACUCCAAACCUUUUCAAGAUUUAGACUGAUUGACUCCUAUCAAGAUGUCUGCAGCUCUUUUACAUUGGGUCAUCUAAUUAAAGCAUUUUUUUCCAAGUUAAUAAAACACUUUCUACCAGAUCACAAGAUGCAAAAACAUGCAAAAUGCUGCAGUAGGGUGAUGUAAUGUUAAAUGUUCCAAAAAAUACCAUCCUUUUAAAUUUACAUGAUAUAUUAUCCAGGGCUCCAGAUGAACCUUUUUUACCAGGAGCACAGUGGCCCCUAAUUUACAAUAUUAGGAGCGCAAGCAGAAAAUUUAGGGGCGCACACCAAAAUUUUCACUGUAUUACGGAGAGAUACUAUUAACUCCCAAUACCGCCCAGUGGCGGUUCUGGCUUGAAUGAUGCUCUGGGCGGACCAACGCUUUUGUUUUUACACAUUUACACGACUAGUUUUUCUUAACAAAAACGUUUUUUUGUAACUAUAUUAAGUUAUAGCUUUAUCUUUGGCCCCCGUUUCUCCUCUUCUUUCUAAAUUGUGCACCUGAUGGCCUAGACUUCCAUGUUUUGUUGGCAAAAAUAAAGGCACCUAAUUGUCAUCUCUCGCCGUCACUCAACUAGCAGUCAAGGCUAAACCAACUCAUAUUGUUCCACAACUCCCUCUUUUUUAUUUCACAUUGUAGUAGUGAAAUAACAUGUUUGAGACUCUUGGUUCUGCGAUAUAAUGAAUAUGAUACUAAGAAUGAAAUAUGUUUUGUUACUGUUGUAAUUUACUUUUUUGAACCGUAUAAUUAACCUGAGGGCUGAGGCACAGCGGUGAAGUGAGCCCCUCAUACUCUGGUUUGGUCACGUGGUGGACAUUUGAUGACGUCUGAGCAGCACAGGGGUGCCAGUAUCCCACCUGUAGAGGGCGUCCAUCUGCCACCCAUUCUGACUUGACAGCAUUAAACACUAAUAAAUACCCCCACCUCCCCCGAUCCCCCCUUCGCAGCAACCCCCAAUUGCCCAUAUGGCCCAUAGCUAGAACCGCCACUGAUAGCGCGCUAUUUUCACACACAUCGUCCCGCCUUCCUCUUUUUUGGUGUUUGUCUCCUUUCUUCCUCUUUUGGAGUUAGUGUGGGUUGGCAAACUAGCUCAUUUGUGCAUUACUGUCAACUACUGGGCUGAAGUGUGUCAGCAGAUUUUUGUCAACAACAAAAAAUACCCAAUACAAAAAAUAAAAUUGGAAAAUUAACUAGUAGGGUUGCCAACUUCUGUAAAAAAAAUAAGGGACACCUCGUUGGGAGGGCCAACCAACCUGUUUUGGGUUGGUUUUUUUGUUCUGUACUGUACAGACUGAACUCCAAACUGAAACCAGUGAAAUUCAACAACAAAAUGAUGAGCAGUGAAGCAUACAAGCGUAGUCCAAUUGCAAGCAGAGAGCAAAGAGCAAGGUUGGUUCCAGUGGGCUGUCCACACGGAAACAUUUUCGGGUCAAAACGGCAAAGCAUUUUAACGUUUCAGCCUCUCAUCCACACGGGAACAGCGUUCUGGGUGACCCGAAACGGUAUUUUUUGAAAACGGCUUCUGAAAACGCCAACUUUUCUUUGCCGUGUAGACAGACAGAACGAGAACAAUGAUGUCACCGACCCGCCGCCACCUUGUCGCCUUCACGUCUGGAUGCAACUAUUUAGUAAUCCGGCACAAUCCCAAGAACGUUUCCGCGUGGACAGGGCCUUAAAGUAAGUUAGCACGUUCCCCAUGAACGUGACAGCCGUCGUAGCGUCCCUCUGGACAAACCGCAUUGCUUGUUUGUUCUAAAGACAAAAUGUCAUCGUGGUUUAAAAAGUCGCAUUUGGAGUCCGCGGACCAGAGUCUAGGCAGAUAACUCUUGCUAGCUAGAUGCCGCCAGAGAGACAGAAGAAAGUGAGAGCCAGGCAAAAUGUGUAAAAGUCGAUCGAAUGCGAUUGAAACGUGAGCAAUCACAUCGAUAGGCCAAGACUGUGACAAGCUGUCAUCAGCUGACUCCAUAUUUUACGAUAACAAGGGACCAAGUGCGUCAACGGGCGCAUCUACUCGUGAUGUCUCAUAUUUUGUCGCAAAAAUGCGGCCAUUUAGUCGCAGUCUGGAGCCCUGUUAUCUUGAGGCGCACGCUGAGGUAGGAUUUUGAAAAUAAACGUUAGUCUUCAUUUAAAAAAACUCAACAGGCUUUAAAUGAUGUCUUACUGUAAGUCAAACAGUAAAUGCAAAUGCUUGUUUGAGUAUUAGGGCCACACAUGUCAAAGAAAAAUGAACAGCAAACACAUCAUAAUAGUCACAAUAUGUCAUCGUACUUUUGAGAAAAAUGAAAUAAUCACAUUUUUUUCAUUUUUAAAAAUUUGAUUUUUUUUUUGGAAAGGUAAGAUUUGUUUUUCUCUGAAUAUUUUGUCUUUUUUCUAAAAGUAUGUUUUUGUUAUAAAUUGUUUUUUUCUUAAAAAGAUAACCUUUUUUAAAAAGUGGAAAAGACUUUUUUCAUCGAAAAUAAGAAUUUUUCCUGUAAAUUAUGACAUUAAAAAAAAUACAUUUUUCCUGUAAGUUAUUACAUUAUGAAUUUAUUCUCGUAACUUUACAGCUUUUUCUUACAAUUUUAAAAUGUUUUCCUUUCUAGUGUGGCCCUAAUACUCCCGAUUAAUUUGAUACCCCUCGGGCAGUUGAUUGAAAUCUUUACAAAACAGACGUCAAACUUUCUUGUAAACCAUGUGAAAGAGUUAUUUUCUGCCACGUUGGCAUUGACCACUUGACUUACAGCAGCUUGGACAUCAGCAUACCUCUACCUACGUACCAGUGCAUACUAAUACAGACAUUUGGUGUAAAUGUUUGUUUUUUGGGGUUUUUUUACUAAGCAUAAACUGAGUAUAACUCCCAUAAAAUGUUUCCACUCUGGAGCUGUGUGCACUUAUUGUAGCAUUUUUUGUACUUUGUACGCUCCUUGUGCUUUGAACACUCGUCACUGAAGGUAGUAUUUACCUGGGAGAUCCAGGUACUUACAGGGUACAAGGUGUUGCUGCCUGUUUGCGGUACACGCUAUAUCGAGAGUGCUGGCAACAGAAACGUAAUCUAAAUUGCGUUCAAACCAACACAGAUUUGGCUCCAUGACAAUCUAACAAAUGAGUGAACGCCUCUUCUUACGAGAGUUUAGUCGAGUUUUGUGCGAAAAGUUGUACGCCUCACGUUUAGGUGCACAUUUAUACAACACAGCAGCAGAACCGAUGUUGUAAUAGCGGUCUCCUCAUCCAGCAUAAAUAGCACUGAUGAGUUAAUUGUAAAAGACAAACGGCAUGAGUUUCAUACCAGCGGCUGAAUAGCUAGACCGACAUUUUAAAGUGCAUGCAGAGGUAGAUAAAGCUGCAAAACGUGACCCACUCAUGCUAGUUCAAAUGCAGCUACUACUACUAUCUUGUGGAGCUAAUUAAAAAAAAAAAACAUCAAGAGGUUGCCCACAGCCACAGCUUUUGAUGCCAAUGCUUUUUGACCCUGCGCUAAUGAUCACACCUGGCAAUUAUAAGGGAUUUGGCAGGUAACUGAAUAGAGGCAUUGGUGGAAUACCUUCGGUAGACUGACUAUUCCUCUACAGAAUAUUAAUAUUUCUAAGUACAGUGGAACCUUGGUUAAUAGAUCUUGUGUGACAAGAUCUUGCGAGAUUAAAACGUGACGAGAUUUCUCGUUCAGAAAACAAACUCAUGGGCACAAGGCCUGGGACCAUAAUAAAUUAAUCACAAUAAAUGAAAAUGAACUCGACAAUUUUGCCGGCCUCAAUAUAUUGCCAUGUGCAUGCGUGUCUGUUUUCCUCGUCUCCCGCUCCAAACAGGCAGGAAGGUUCCCUCUGUGGAUUGGCACGUUGGUUCCGUAGAAUAGCGGCAUGAACGGAGUGAGACCUUGUUUCAGUCAUACAGUCUUUUUGUCUCGGUGGGUGGAGGCGGGGCCGCUAGCAGAAUGUAGAAGAAUGUAACGUAUCAAUGAUAUUAGUAGAUUGCAAUAUAUCGUCUGAUCUUAACAUUGUACUUUUCUUACAUGUGACGUUAAAAUCUUGUCUCGUCUCGUUCUCGUAGACCCAAUCUAGUGACACCCCUAUUGGUUAGCGUCAUUAAGCCGUUCCAGAAGGUCUGACUUUAACCAAAACAGACACUAAAUGAACACAUUUUUUCCCAUAAGAAAUAAUGUAAGUCCAAUUAAUUAUUAUUUGUAAUUAUAUUAUUGGUGUAUUAGUUCGAGAAAACACCAGCACGUUUUUAUAGUUUUAACCAUUAUAGUUUUAAUGCAGAAAUGCAUAUAAAUACAUAUAAAUGAUGAAUGAAAGGGAUAAAUGACCAUUUAAGGUUACUUUUACCUUCAUUGAAGAUGUGAUUCCUGCCAAAGAUAACACGGACACCACCUUCCUGUUUUGCCGUGAGUUAUUUCUUGAAUGCAGUUGUGUUUCUCACCUCAAGUCUCGGCUUUUCCUUUGAUCACGGCUGCAAAAUAAGUCAAAACGGAGCUGAAGAAAGUUUCAAGGGUCAGAAUUUUGAGGCACAUAAAACAGGAAGGAAGAUGGCGUUCGCCUUGAUCUCGCUGCCACAUCGUGUCUUGAGCGAGAAUCAUGUCUUCAAUGAAGGUAAAGGUAAUCUUAAAUGUUCAUUUAUCUCUCUUAUUCUUUUAUGAAUGUAAAACUAUAAAAACAUGUAUUCUCAGACUUGUGGCAUAACUGUUGAUGACAUCAUAGACGGGGGACGGAGCUGACUUCCACUUCCUGUUUCCAUGUAAUAGCAAGCUAACAGGCUGCUAACAAGGACGUUUUGCGAUAAAAGCACAUUAAGAACACAGUUGGACUCAGGCGGUGUAUUAAUAAACACGACAAGACGCACGCCAUAUUGUACGCUAACCGGGAAACGUACGCCAUUUUUUUAUGUUAACCGAAAGACACUAAUCGUGGUUCCACUGUAGUUUUUUAUAAAAGCUACAGGAAGUUUAACUCGCUGGCAGAAUCAACGUCAGAAUAGCUUGGUUGGUUUAGUUUGGGUUUUUUUCGCCCAGCCGCUUGUUGCUAGGCAAAAUCAUGUCAAGCACAAUCAUUUGCUCCCCAUAGGCCACUAAAAAUAAAUUGUCAUAUGCCAGCCACACCCACGAGAACAGAGGUGUCCAAAGUGCAGCCCGGGGGUCAUUUGCGGCCCACAACUUUUUUUUAUCAGCCCUCGACACGUUUCAAAAAUACAAUUAAACAAGAAAACUAACAAAAACGGCAAGAAAAAUGGGGGGGGAAGCAAUUUUAUGAGGAAAAAGUAGUAAUAUUAGAAUAAAGUCAUAUUUAUAUUAAAAAUUGUAACAUUAACAUUAACACAAAAAAUGUUACGAGCACAAUGUUGGACUACUAUAAUGAAAAAUAAUUGUCACAAUCUUAUCAACAACACAAGAUAAAAUUACAUUUUUUGGGAAAAUUAGGUUGGGAAAAAUGGUGAUAUUACAAAAAUAAAGUCUCAGUGUUAUGGAAAAAAAAUGAGAAAGGAUUUGUAAAAUUUAAAUCAAUAAAGUAAAUGAUACAUAAAGUAAUAAUACACUUUUGUCACCUACAACACAAAGAUGAGAUGCAGGCUGUUUUUCUUGAAAUGCUGUAUGUGCAACUUGUUAGCAUAGCUACUGUACAUGGGCUGGUUUCCAAAAUAUCAAAAUGGCCCCCGCAUCCUUUGAUUUUACCGUAUGUGGCCCUCGCCUGGAAAACUGUUGGCAGCCGUGCGCUAGACUGUUGAAUGAAACGACUCCACAUAAGUGUUUUACAUCCACUCAUUUUGCAGUCACCGCUCUGUAUUAAAUGCAAAGCACACAUGAGAGGCUCUGCCAAACCCACCCAACUUUUUGUUUGCAUUCCUACUAAAUUCUCGUGAGGCGUUCUUCCCCAGUGGCGUGAACUGCUCAGUCAGUAACACUGUACCCGACACGCUAACACUGUACCCAUCACACCCAGUCUGCAGCCUUGUAUAAGCUUUUUUCUACACUCUUUAUUGUGUAUAAUUGUAUAAUGGGCAUUCAGAUGAUUAUAUAUUUUUCUAUGUAUUUCUAAUAUAUACACAUACAUACAGUAUAUAAUCAGUGCUUCUUGGUGAAGGUUUUUGUUUUCAUGUUAUUGUGUCGCCACCAGCGCUUUAAAAGAGACUGAAAAGCAUCAAAACAAAGUUGGGCUAACGAGCGUUUGGCGCGGUUGGCUGCACGGCGUCACUUUCUAACACACAUUUCAAUCACCACGCAAUUAACGGUUUAAUGAAUCACCAUCGGCAUCACCACCUCGUUACCUAAUAUGUCUGUUGCACAGCCCGUCUUUUGUACUGUGGACAUUUGUGUGUGUUUCCUCCAUUUUGAGCCCGUCUGGCGUACGCACACACUGCUGCACAACAUACUAUAUGGUGCAUAUAAUGGGGGACGCCUGUGUGUGUGAUGUUACUGCUUUGAAGUCCAGCACAAAUGGCACUAAAGUUCUUUUAUUAUUUGCCUUAUUAUAUGAACUAUCAGAAAUGAAAGGAAGGUCAACCAACAAGCCAAGGCAAGUACAACCAUUUGUAAACAUACCGCAAAUGCUCUAAUUAUAGCCAAGGUGUUUCGUGACAUGAAUAGCAAAAUUGCAAAUUGGCAUUUUACAACUCAUUAUAUUUAACGAGAUGUUGUGUUAGCUUUAGUAAUGGUUUGGUGCAUGAGAAAGUGGAAAUGAAAAAGUAUAUUGCACAACACAGCAGCAACUGACCUGAUGGUGAAGCAGAUGAAGUAACGGGCAGCUGCAAGUUAAACAAAUAAUAAUAAAAAAACGUACAUCAGUAUAUCGCCCACAGCCACAGCUGCUAAUGACAGCUUUUUUUCGAUUGUUCUGCUUUGGUAGACCACGCACCCGGAAACUAGGGGCACUAAUUGGAGCAUUUACAGCGGCCUGCUUUUCAUUAUUGCAAUAUGGACUUCCUACAGUGACUUCCUACUACCUUUGUGUUUUUAUGUGACAAAAUGCUUUAUGAUGGUGUGCGCUGGCUUGUGAGUGAGCGGAAAUCCACGUUAUUUAAACCUAUACUCCCUAUAAUCAAAUUUGGUGGUACGAGCGUUAACAGUGAUGGUGACUCUAUGAACUAAUUGUCAGUUUAGUGUGAUGGCUUUCGCAAAAAUUCCAAAAUCUAGCCUGGUCUUGGUUUGAUUCAAUGUAGCCGAUCCCUUGCCAAAAAAAAGGAAAAGAUCAUUGUUGCUUUUAAUACGUGUGUGUGUGUGUGUGUAUAUGUGGAUCACAAGCAUACGGCAGUAACAAGUGAAUGUAUAAGUGUUAAAUGUUGGCGCAAAUGUGUAAAAAAAAAAUAAUAAUAUAUAUAUAUAUAUAUAUAUAUAUAUAUACAGUAUAUAUAUUUAUAUGAAACGCCCUUUGCCUUAUUUUACACUGCCAAUCAAAUGGUGACUUUUCAGGAAGACAUUUUUCAGGUGGUUCUUUUUUCUGGCUGAUGAGUGUCUACUAAUAAAUUUGUCUUUAGCAUUUUAACGCUGCCUCUUUUUAUUCUUUUUGCCUCAUCCCUUAUUCACACAUUCAGGCUGUUGCAUUGUUUUGCCCAAGAUAUAUUAGUAGCAUU
Molecule: messenger RNA, 9472 nt
Organism: Dunckerocampus dactyliophorus (ringed pipefish)
Lineage: Eukaryota; Metazoa; Chordata; Actinopteri; Syngnathiformes; Syngnathidae
Product: carbohydrate sulfotransferase 8-like
Exons: 4
Coding region: 684-1943 (419 amino acids)
Biological process (GO): proteoglycan biosynthetic process; carbohydrate biosynthetic process
Cellular component (GO): membrane
Molecular function (GO): sulfotransferase activity
Source: RefSeq, a predicted model, not a curated record